This is a messenger RNA of Cucurbitaria berberidis CBS 394.84, 1236 nucleotides long. Its product is annotated as kinase-like protein. Bases 1 to 1236 code for a protein of 411 amino acids. The record is from RefSeq and is a predicted model, not a curated record. NCBI's taxonomy places the organism in Eukaryota, Fungi, Ascomycota, Dothideomycetes, Pleosporales, Cucurbitariaceae. Gene Ontology annotation, biological process: protein phosphorylation; spliceosomal complex assembly; regulation of mRNA processing. Gene Ontology annotation, molecular function: protein kinase activity; ATP binding. The transcript has 5 exons.
AUGACUUUGGCCGGCACAUUCAGGCAUCGACCUUGGCCGCCCUCGACGGCUGUUCCCCCCAAAAUCGAUAAGACAGGUCCUCUUGAAGAAGAGGCAACGCCGUAUUACGACCCUCGAUAUUUCUAUCCAGCUCGUUUGGGGGAAGUUGUCAAUCAAAGGUAUCAGUUAGCGACCAAACUUGGCUUCGGCACCAGCUCGACCGUCUGGUUGGCACGAGACCUUUUCCAGUGGAGAUGGAAUGCUGAGAGAUAUGUUGCAUUGAAAAUCCAUUCAUCCCAUCCUGAGAAGCGAAGUGCUGAGAAUGAGCUAGCCAUCGCGCAAAUUAUCUCUCAGAAAUCGUCGAAUCACGAAGGAAAGCAAUUUUUCCGUGGUCUGCUAGAUGUAUUUCAGCUUCAAAGGCCAAAUAGCACAGAGAGCAGCAAUCUUGGAUUGGUCUAUGAGCCAGUUCGAGAGCCGCUUUGGCUCGUGAAAACAAGAUUUCGGGAUGGCACAAUUCCGGUGCAUAUAUUGAAGAUUUUGCUGCAGGAGAUCCUACAUGGCUUGGAUUUCCUGCAUAGCGACUGCAAAGUCGUUCAUGCCGAUAUCAAAAUCGAUAACAUCAUGGCGAGCUUGGAAGAGCCCGCAAUUGUAGAAAAGAGCGCAAGAGACGAGUAUGAAAAUCCGCUCCCGCAAGCCAUUCGCGAUGAUAGAACCAUCUACCUCUCUCGAAACCAGUUCGGACCGAUUUCAAACCUCCCAAAGGCCCUUGGCCGAAUUGCCAUCACGGACUACGGCUUCUCUGUCCAAGGUGACGGCCCGCACUACGGAGCAAUUCAAGCGGAGUCAUUGCGUGCCCCUGAAGUAAUCUUGGAUGCCGGUUGGACAUACAGUGCUGACAUUUGGAGCUUAGGAGUCAUGCUCUGGGAUCUCUUUGGAAAGCGAUCCUUGUUUCGAGAGCUUUACAUAGAAGCAAACUAUGAUGACAGACUUCAUCUUGCUUGCAUAACGGCGCUACUAGGGCCACCGCCCUCAACUCUACUCCAACGAGGCAAGCGAACGUCCCUGUUUUACGAUUUGAAUGAUCAGCUGCAGUACAAGGGCGACACACCAUCACUCGAUUUCACAUCAUCGAUUGAACCGAUUCCUGACGAUGACAAGGAAAUGUUCAUCAAGUUUGCGAAAAGGUUGCUUACCUGGGAUCCAAAGGAACGGUCUACGGCGAAAGAAUUACUGGGUGAUCCAUUCUUGCAGCACUGA